CGAGGUGCGCCAAAACUAACGCCGCUCAUCCUUUAAGAAUGAGAGGAGGAGGAGGGGGGGAGCGAGGUAUCACGAACCGAAUGUGAAAUCUCAUCAGUGCUUUCGACGAUGCCGACUUGGACACUUUCACCAUGGAAGCUUUUAAGAGUGAGAGUCUUACAGUAGGAGCCCGGUUUUGGUGGCACAAACUGAACCUUUUCAUUUUUUGCGUCUCUGCGAGGGAACGGUCCACAGCUGUAAAGUGUGAUUUUUAAAAAGGGGGGAAAAAAAAAGAGAGAAAAAACUCGCCUCUAUAUGUGGAUUGACCCCCCCCCCUCCCCCCUUCAUCCUCUCUUCCUCUCUCUUCUCAGCAUUCCCUCAGUCAGUCGACAGAUUUUUUUUUGGUGCCAUUACAGCUCAGUAGAGGGUGUCAGAUUAUUCUUAGAGCACCGCGCUAGGAUGAACACCGUCUCCGCGUCCCUCCUUUUGUGAUUCCCCCUGAAUCGCCACGCUAAAGGAGGAAAAAAAAAAAAAGGGGGGUCGAGGAGCAGAAGAAGAGAGGAGGAAGACGACGCGAGGGGCAAGACGACCGAAGGGAUGUAAAGAGGGGGAUGCGGGUGCUUUGCAGCGGUGGGAUCGCCUCUUACAGCUCCAGCGCGGGGUGUGAAUUCAGCACCGGGGAGAGAGAGAGAGAGAGAGAGAGACGGAGAGAGAGAGAGACAGAGAGAGAGGGGACAGCUCCCUGCGCCGCAACACGCAGCACGACCGGGAGAGAGAGAGGAAGACCACAAGAAAAAACACACACACACACACAAGGAGGCUCGGAUUUGUUCCAUUAUUUUUCCCCUUGCCAAGGUCAGUGUUUGAUUAAGUGAAAAGAAAGAAGAGAGAGAGAGAGAGUGAGAGAGAGAGAGAGAUGUAUCGGACUCUGCUGCCUGCUGGGGUUCGGUUCUGAUCGCGAACACGCGGAGGCUGGGGGAGGAUUCGGUCGGCGUGAAAAGAGACGUUUAUGUGCUGAUUUUUUUCCCACACACACACACACACACAAAAAACUGGAAGUCUUGGACACAAGUGCAGGUUAGAUGCAGCAUGGAUCUGUUAUAAAAGACUGCCUUAUCUUCUCCCCUAAAUGUCUAUAUCCCCCCCACCACCUCCCUCUCCCUCCCUCCCUCCAUCCUUUUUUUUUUUUUUUGUCUUCUUCUUUUUCGCAUUGAUGUAGACUGAAUCCACAGCUCGCAUGUCUUGAAGCCCGGGAAUGAAUUGUCCACGUUGAAAAAAAAAUGCUGCUUUGGAUCGUCCUGCUGAAUGCGGCUCUUUGUGUUGCCAGUGGAAAUGUUACAAGGGACGUUUGUAAGGAGCAGAUAUGCUCUUGCAACGAGAUCGAGGGAGAUCUGCACAUAGACUGCGAAAAAAGGAGCUUCACCACUCUGCAGCAUUUGACCGGCCCCAGCUCGCAGUUCUACCACUUGCUGUUGCACGGGAAUUCUCUCUCCAGGCUCUUUCCCAACGAGUUCGCCAACUUUUACAACGCUGUGAGCCUGCAUCUGGAGAACAAUGGCUUGCACGACAUUGUGCCGGGCGCCUUUCUGGGACUGCAGCUGGUGAAGCGCCUGCACAUCAAUAACAAUAAGAUCAGAUCCUUCAGGAAGAGUACGUUUCUGGGCUUAGACGACUUGGAAUACCUCCAAGCUGAUUUCAAUCUAUUGAGGGAUAUUGACCCCGCCGUUUUCAGGGACCUAAAUAAACUUGAAGUGUUAAUACUUAACGACAACCUCAUCAGCGCGCUACCUAUAAACGUGUUUCAACAUGUGCCCAUUACGCAUCUCGACCUGCGAGGGAACCGAAUCAAAACGUUGCCUUAUGAGGGGAUCCUGGAACAGAUACCGGGCAUUGCGGAGGUUUUGUUGGAGGACAACCCUUGGGACUGUAACUGCGACCUGGUUUCUCUUAAGGAAUGGCUGGAGAACAUACCGCAUAACGCGCUCAUUGGGAGGGUGAUAUGCGAGGCUCCCACCAGGCUGCAGGGGAGCGACUUGAACGAGACGUCGGAAGCGGAUCUGUGCCCUUCACAGAACGGCGCCGUGGACACCAGCCUGGUCGCCCCUCCCACCCAGGAGGAGAUCUCGGAGACCCGCGGUGGUCCCACGCCUUACAAGCCCAGCAGAGACGCCAGCGGGCCCCCAACGCCUGGAGGAGGCGGCGGCGGCGGCGGCGGGGGCCACGGCCACGGGGCCAAGAACCGCUCCAAAUCUCGUGAGAACUGGCAGCUGAAGACGAAGCCCACGCCGGUGCUGACAGGUGUGAACGGGGACAGGGAGCAGCAGCAGCUGCACAACAUGACCUGCCCCCAGCCGUGCAACUGCAAGCUGGUGGGCUCCAGGCAGGGGCUGGGGGUCAACUGCGAGGGCAAAAAGAUCGAGAGCCUAUCCAACCUCAAGCCCAAGCCCCUGGCCGCGCACGAGCUGAACAUGAGAGACAACAACAUACACGCCGUGAAGAAGAACCAGCUGCUGGGCUACUCCAGCCUCAACCUGCUCGACCUGGGCGGGAACAACAUCAAGGUGAUCGACAACAGCACCUUCCUGAACCAGAGCGAGCUCAGGUGGCUCUACAUGGAUAAGAACUACCUGGAUACGCUGAUAGCAGAGAUGUUCGUGGGCCUUGUGAAUCUGGAAUACCUCAGUUUGGAAUACAACGACAUCCAGCUGAUCGUGGCAGGUGCGUUCGGCCCCAUGCCCAACCUGAGGGUUCUGUUCCUCAACAACAACCUGCUUAAGUCUUUACCCGUGGAUGCUUUCCUUGGGAUUUCUUUAUCCAAAAUUAGCCUGCAUAACAAUUAUUUCCCCUAUCUCCCCGUGGCUGGCGUGUUGGACCAGCUCAACUCAAUCAUACAGAUCGAUUUGCACGGGAACCCGUGGGAUUGCUCGUGCAACAUCCUGCCCUUCAAGCAGUGGACGGAGAAGCUCGGGGCCGACGUGAUCGUGAGCGACCUCAAGUGCGAGUCCCCAGAAGAGUUCUGGAAGCGCGACUUCCGCUACGUGCGCAACGACCUCAUGUGCCGCAAACUGUACGACAAAGUCUCCCCCAACCCCGAGUCCAAAAACAGCACUUUCGCCCAGGACUCGGGGACGCGCUCGAACUCCUAUUUGGAGCCGAACAGGGUCUCCAUCUCGGUGCUCGUCCCCGGGCUGCUGCUGGUGUUUGUCACGUCCGCUUUCACAGUCGUGGGGAUGCUUGUGUUCAUUUUGCGGAACCGAAAGAGGUCAAAGCGGAGGGAGGGGAACUCUUCGGCCUCGGAGAUCAAUUCCUUGCAGACAGUGUGUGACUCGUCUUAUUGGCACAGCGGGCCUUAUAACGCGGACGGGGGCGCGCACCGGGGCUUCGACUGCAGCACGCACCUCACCACGACAAAUGAUGCGUAAAAAGGGGGGAGG
Messenger RNA from Dicentrarchus labrax (European seabass), 3413 nucleotides. RefSeq names its product SLIT and NTRK-like protein 1. Gene Ontology annotation, cellular component: GABA-ergic synapse; glutamatergic synapse; postsynaptic density membrane. The record is from RefSeq and is a predicted model, not a curated record. The transcript has a single exon. Gene Ontology annotation, molecular function: protein binding. NCBI's taxonomy places the organism in Eukaryota, Metazoa, Chordata, Actinopteri, Moronidae. Gene Ontology annotation, biological process: positive regulation of synapse assembly; regulation of presynapse assembly; axonogenesis. Bases 1260 to 3401 code for a protein of 713 amino acids.